Mycotypha africana is the source of this 977-nucleotide messenger RNA. RefSeq lists its product as uncharacterized. The record is from RefSeq and is a predicted model, not a curated record. The coding region runs from base 208 to 873 and encodes 221 amino acids. NCBI's taxonomy places the organism in Eukaryota, Fungi, Mucoromycota, Mucoromycetes, Mucorales, Mycotyphaceae. The transcript has a single exon.
UCUAUAAUGUAUUUUUUUUUUUUACUUGGUUUUUGCAUCUUUGUUUUUAUUUUUAAGGUUAGCAGUGAAAUUGCACUAAAUUGGGAUAAAAGGUCAUGGGGCUGAAACUAAUAUAAAUAAUAUAACACGGACAAUCACCAUUUCGUUUAUAAAUAAAUCUUUAUUUUCUCUACUUUUUUUUUCCCCCCUUAUCUUUUUAUAAAAGUCAUGAAUCAUUAUUAUACUCGAUUAUCUUUUGAUAAGCUUGAAACUAUCAAUUUGAACAAGUCUACAAGUUUACUUUCCUUUGUUUUGAUCAGAAAUACAUUGAUCCAUGCUCUCACACAUCAACAACAACAGCAGCAACCAGAUCAUUUGGCACAAGAAAGAGACUUUUAUGACGAAUAUUAUCUUUGUGAUGACGAAGAAGAAGAAGAAGAAGAAGAAGAGGAUGAUGAUGAUGAUGAUCAAGUCUUUUUAAAGGAACGAGAGGAUAUCUAUGAAGACAUGGAUCAGGAAAAACAAAGCCAACUACAACAACAUCUAUGGUUGAAUUCAUGCAUUGACAAUAACAACUGUGCGCUACAACAAGAUCCAUCACAGGAAGAAGCGUAUUCUUCUGAAGAAGACAUGCCACCCUCACCAGAAGAUAGCAAUGUCUCUUUUGCCUCCUUUUACGGCACUUGUACGACUACCACAGCAGUAACCUCUGAACCGAUGAAAAAGUCCACGACGACACCAAAGAAGCCUACUUUCUUUAUCCACGAAGACGAGGAAGAGGACGAUGCUGCAGAUCAAGACAAUAGCCAUCUCUGCUAUGAUCUGCCUUAUUUAACCCUGCAAAAACAACCCGCCUCCUUUACAUCUCACAACCUUCCACUGCACACUUUAUAAACUUCACUGUACAUCCCUCCCCCGCCCAUUCUGUAAAUAAACUUAUUCUUUUCUUAAGCUUCAGUUAUUAUAUUAUUUUUUUUUUUUUCUUUUUUAAUCAAGCA